This is a messenger RNA of Hyalella azteca, 6258 nucleotides long. It is a transcript of the gene ACC, whose product is annotated as acetyl-CoA carboxylase 1. NCBI's taxonomy places the organism in Eukaryota, Metazoa, Arthropoda, Malacostraca, Amphipoda, Hyalellidae. Gene Ontology annotation, molecular function: ATP binding; acetyl-CoA carboxylase activity. The record is from RefSeq and is a predicted model, not a curated record. Gene Ontology annotation, biological process: fatty acid biosynthetic process.
CCCUGCACGGAAAUGAUCACAGACAUCAACUUGCCAGCAGCGCAACUACAGGUGGCAAUGGGAUUAUCGCUGUCACGCAUUCGUUGCAUUCGUGUGCUGUACGGCGAGCUUCCCUGGGGAGACACAGAGCUCGUCUUCGAUGACCCGCCCCGCCGUCCUGUCCCUAAAGGCCACUGCAUUGCUGCUAGGAUCACCAGCGAGAACCCUGAUGAAGGUUUCAAACCAAGUUCAGGUUCAGUGAAGGAGCUUAAUUUCCGCAGCAGCAAGCAUGUUUGGGGCUACUUCAGCGUGUCAGCGUCAGGUGGCCUACACGAGUACGCAGACUCUCAAUUUGGCCACUGCUUCGCCUGGGGCGAGAACAGGGAGGACGCCAGGAAAAAUUUGAUAGUAGCAUUGAAGGAGCUAUCAAUCAGAGGCGAUUUCCGUACCAUCGUUGACUUCAUGGUCGUGGCCGUCCUCUGUACGGCCGUGCACAUCACUGAUAGUAAAAUACAAGACGCUAUCAAUCAUUUCCACAACUCUUUGGAGAAAGGUCAGGUUCUCCCUCUGAAGUCUCUGAACAACGUUGUGGACGUUGAGCUCAUAGGCUCAGGCAUGAAGUAUAACUUGAAUGUCGCCAAGACGGGACCAGCGCAGUUCUUCCUCACGCUCAACGGAUCGCAUAAGCUGGUGGAUGUGCUGCGUAUGACCGACGGAGGUCUCCUUAUCUCCGUCGACGGCCAUAGCCACACCACUUACUUGCAAAAUGAAGUCGACAAAUACCGCCUUAACAUCGGGCAUCAGACCUGCAUUUUUGAGAAGGAGAGCGACCCAAGUCUGCUACGGUCAACAGCACCCGUCAAACUCCUGAACUUCCUGGAGGAAGACGGCGCUCACGUGACUGCCGGCAGCCCCUACGCCGAAAUUGAGAGCAUGAAAAUGGUGGUGAUCUUGACAUUGAUGGGACGGGAGUGUGAAAAUGGUGGUGAAGAAGUGAUAUCGUCUGUGUCUGGCCGCAUCCCUGCCUCUGUAGAACAACUCAUCCAGAAGCACAUGUCGCUCUACGCUCGCAACGUCACCUCCAUUCUGGCUCAGUUCCCAUCACAGGAGAUUGCCCUCGUCAUCGAUAGCCAUGCUGCGACCCUCCAGAAGAAAGACCGCGACGUGUUCUUCAUGACGACACAAGGCUUGGUGCAGCUCUGCCAGCGCUACAAGAAGGGGACGAGAGGACGCAUGAUGAGCGUCGUGCAGGACAUCCUCAAGCAAUACCUCAAUGUCGAGUCGCUCUUCCAGCACGGUUCCUACGACAAGUGUGUGCAGGCUGUGCGCGAGAAAUACAAGGACGACAUCAACACGAUGUUGGAAAUAUUGAUCUCUCACUCGCAGCUCAACAAGAAGAACCAGCUGCUUGUGCUGCUCAUUGACCAUUUGUGCGAACACGAGCCUGGCCUCACGGACGACCUCGCUCAAGACUUGGAGCAUCUCACCAAACUGAACAGCAUUGACCACUCUCGCGUCGCUCUUAGGGCGCGACAGGUUCUUAUUGCUGCCAACCAACCAGCGUAUGAACUUCGGUACAACCAAAUGGAGAGCAUCUUCUUACCUGCCGUGGACACAUACGGCCAUUCCUACCAGCCUGAAAACCUGAAAAAGCUUAUCCUGUCUGAAACGUCCAUCUAUGAUGUACUGCAUGCUUUCUUCUAUCACAGCAACAUGCAAGUUCGCAUUGCUGCCCUUGAGGUGUACGUGCGCCGGGCGUACAUCAGCUAUGAUCUCAACUCGGUGAUCCACAAGACACUGAAGGGCAGCCGUGACUGCUUCGUAUUCUUCCAGUUCUUGCUCCCCACUUCGCACCCUAACAGGAUUCCACACAACAAGAUCUGGAGCUCAGUGGAAUACCCCGACGGAGUACCAAACUCCUAUGACUUGUCUCAUGGGUUGGACAACUGCCAACGUAUGGGCAUCAUGGGAGCCUUCGAGAGCUUUGAGCAGUUCGAGUCGUACUUCCUGGAGCUGAUCGGUUACUUCGCACCCUCUGAGAAAUGCCCCCUCGACAACGACCAGUUUUCUUUCUCCAUGGGAUCAACCUUCUCAGACUUGUCUUACAGAGAAUCGUCGGAGAAGGAACCCAUUCACAUAAUGAAUAUCGGCCUGCGCAUGACUGCCGAUCUCAAUGACUACGAAGCGAGCGAGAUGUUCGCUUCUUUCUGCCAGGCCCACAGAGAAGACUUCAAAAAUACUGGAAUCCGUCGUGUUACCUUCAUCAUCUUCUACAAGCGCCAGUUUCCCCGCUACUUUACCUACAGGGCCCGUGACGGUUUCUGCGAGGAUCGUAUCUAUCGACAUCUUGAACCCGCUCUCGCGUUCCAGCUCGAGAUCAACAGACUGCGCAACUAUGACCUCGAGGCGCUUCCCACCUCCAACCGCAAGAUGCACCUCUACUUGGCCAAGGCAAAAGUUGCACAUGGCCAGGAGGUGACCGACUACCGCUUCUUCAUUCGCUCAAUCAUCCGACACUCGGACCUCAUCACCAGGGAGGCGUCCUUUGACUACCUGGAGAAGGAGGGUGAAAAGUUGCUACUUGAAGCCAUGGACGAGCUUGAAGUUGCCUUCAGCCACCCUCUUGCCAAAUGCACCGACUGCAAUCACGUUUUCCUCAACUUCGUGCCAACGGUUAUUAUGAAUCCUGCGAAGAUCCAAGACUCGAUCAGGUCGAUCGUGAACCGCUACGGGCGUCGUUUGUGGAGCUUGCGAGUGCUGCAGGCCGAAAUUAAGAUGCUCAUCCGGCACAGCCCUCAGCAUCACACUGUGCCCAUACGCCUCACGCUCUCCAACGAGUCUGGAUACUUCCUUGACAUGAACCUUUAUAAAGAAGUGACAGACAAACUCAAUGGACAGAUCAAGUUCGAAGGAUUUGGAAGUCGACAAGGCCCUCUCCACGGGCUCUCAGUGUCCACGCCCUACAUGACUAAGGACUACCUGCAGCUCAAGAGAUUCCAAGCGCAGAGCAAUGGCACCACUUACGUCUAUGACUUCCCUGAGAUGGUCAAGCAGGCGCUGGAGAAAAUCUGGACUCAACACUUUAAGAAAAGAGGUGUUAAAGACGCGCCUGUUCCGAGUCACCUGCUGAGCGUGGUUGAGCUGGUGCCAGAUUCUUCUGGAGAAAAUCUCUUGGAAGAGAAACGACUUCCCGGGGAAAAUGAUGUUGGCAUGGUUGCCUGGCGCAUGACCCUGCACACGCCCGAGUAUCCUGAUGGUCGGGACAUCAUCGUCAUCUGUAACGACAUAACGUUCCAGAUCGGCUCCUUUGGCCCUAAGGAAGACAUGCUGUUCUUGAAGGCCUCGCAGAGAGCUCGUCAACUUAAGAUUCCUCGCCUCUACAUUGCUGCCAAUUCAGGCGCUCGUAUUGGCCUUGCUAACGAAGUCAAGAAUCUUUUCAAAGUUGCUUGGGAAGACCCACAACAGCCUGACAAGGGGUUCAAGUACCUCUACAUCACCCCUGAUGACUUCAAGAAUGUGGCGUCCACACGAAGUGUUCUGCACACGGAGCUUAUCGACGACGAAGGCGAGGCUCGCUACAAAAUCAUCGCCAUCAUUGGUCGAGAGGACGGCUUGGGUGUAGAGAACCUGAAACACUCUGGCAUGAUCGCUGGCGAGACGUCACAAGCGUACCGCGAGGUGGUCACCUACUCGAUGGUGACGUGUCGCGCUAUCGGCAUCGGCGCGUAUCUCGUGCGUCUGGGACAGCGCGUCGUGCAGGUCGAGAGCUCACACAUCAUCCUCACCGGCUACAGCGCUCUAAAUAAGCUGCUGGGUCGUGAAGUGUACACCAGCAACUCACAACUUGGCGGCGUGGAGAUCAUGCACCAGAACGGCGUGAGUCACCAGGUUGCUUCUAACGACCUCGACGCUGUCUUCACUGUGCUGCAGUGGCUGUCAUAUGUGCCAAGGCACCGAGGAGCACCACCACCAUACCUCACUCCGACUGACCCUGUGGAUCGCAAGAUUGCGUUCUCUCCCGAACGCGCGCCGUACGAUCCUCGCCAUUUGGCGGCUGGUAGAUACAACCCCAGCACCAACGAAUGGGAGAGCGGCUUUUUCGACGAAGGUUCCUUCCAGGAGAUCCUCGCUCCAUGGGCGCAAUCGGUGGUUGUGGGUCGUGCCCGACUUGGGGGCAUCCCUGUGGGGACAAUCAUCGUGGAGACUCGUACUGUGGAGCUCAGCAUGCCUGCAGACCCAGCCAACCCUGACUCUGAAGCUAAGACUGUGUCUCAAGCCGGCCAAGUAUGGUUCCCCGACUCUGCGUACAAAACUUCUCAGGCCAUCAACGAUUUCAAUGUAGAAGGACUGCCGUUAGUCAUCUUUGCCAACUGGCGUGGCUUCUCUGGUGGCAUGAAAGACAUGUAUGAACAAGUGGUAAAGUUCGGUGCAUACAUCGUGGAUGCUUUACGCUCGUACACUCAACCCAUCCUGGUGUACGUUCCCCCGUACGCUGAAUUGCGUGGAGGCGCCUGGGUGGUCAUCGAUUCCACCAUCAAUGAGCGAUAUAUGGAGAUGUACGCCGACCCGCUCUCACGUGGUGGAGUUCUGGAGCCUGAAGGCACCGUUGAGAUCAAGUUCAAGCUGAAAGAUCAGUUACGCACCAUGGAGCGUCUUGAUCCCGUAGUACGGGACCUCAAAUCUCAGCUCGCUACGGCGGCUGCAGGCUCCGCUGAGCAAAGCGCCCUCAAGAAGAAACUUGCGCUCAGAGAAGAGUCGUUGAAGCUCAUCUACUAUCAGAUUGGCCUGACGUUUGCCGACCUGCAUGACACUCCGAUUCGCAUGCUUGAGAAGAACGUCAUCCAGGCCAUCGUACCCUGGGCAGAAAGUCGCACGCGUCUCUACUGGAGACUGCGAAGACUUCUGGCUGAAGAUCGUGUUAAGAAAGAGAUAGAAAGAGCGCAACCUGAACUUGGACACGCGCAAGAAGAUGCCAUGCUGCGUCGUUGGUUCCUCGAAGAGAGGGGAACUCUCGAGAGCUACGUCUGGGACCAGGACAACGAAGUGGCCGAGUGGCUGGAACAGCAGUUGGAGGGCGGAGGAUGCAGAAGCGGUGGACCCACGCCUGGCUCAAGAGAAGGAAUCACUUCCCACCUUCUUGAGAGUCUGCAAAUGUUCAAGCGCGAUGCUGCCCUAAACUCUAUCAAGGCUUCGUUACUGGAGUACCCUGAGAUAGGCCAGGAGGCUCUCUACCAUAUCUUCAAGCGCCUCAGCAACGCCCAGCAGGCUGAAGUGCUGCGGACGCUAUCAACGCCUGAUUAUGAGCCGCCUGCCUAUGCAGGUGCUGUCGCUGCCCAAGAAUCAUUGUCUGCGGGAACUUCUUUCCUGUCCCCCGACGAAGAAAAUUCAGCUGGCUGAAGUUAGGUUUCACUCGCCCAACGCUGUCCAGUUUCUCGACCUGGAUCCUGAAGAACUGUUUACAAAUAAUGCUCAAACUUGUUUUAUCAACUAAUGAUACACACAAUAGCUUUAAAAUGGAGGUUUCGAUGAAAGACACUUGAAUAUUAUGUAUAGAACAUUGUUCUUUUGCAUGGGAAUGAUAUGCUUGUUAAUAUUAUUGUUUGUAAACUAUAUACAUUUUAUUAGGCAGUAUUGACUACAGAGUAUGUUGGGUUCUUGGUACAAUAGAUAUAAUGCGUUUAUUACUGUUAAUUGUUGAUCGUUUUCUUGUUUUUGUAGUUCAGGUUUUCCGGUUUUUGUUUGCAAUUAUUCUUAAUAUUCCUAAUUCUAGUUCUAACUGUGCCAUCUUGAAAUUUACUGCCACAACUGAUUCACGACAUGCCAUCUCCAUAGUAUCUAUUAUUUUUUUCUUAAUAUGAUAAUGACUUCGGUUGCCUGAGUUUUAAAAUGAUUUCACUGAGUUUAUUCUCACUUGAAGUUGAUAUGCGUUUCAUUUUAAAUUUUUUUGAUGGCAUCAUAUGUAGUUUGGCAACUAAACACAUUUAGAAAUCUUAAACUGAAGCUGAAGGUCGUUAUUCUCCGUACAUUGUGUAGUUGCAAGCUGUUAUAGAGACAACGUCACAAAUGUAUAACAGUACUUUUGUUUCUGAGGUGCACUUUAGAACAGAUUUUUCAAUUCAUCAAGAUUAUGAUUGAGUCUCAGUUUGUAUUUUGUUUGGGAUUUUGGUAGUAUAAUAUUAACACAAUUCGUCGAUGCCCUCUUAGUGAGGUUGCAUCGCAUGGAUAGAAAUUCUAAUUUCUUCUCGCAUUCAAAUCUACAAAUGUAAGUACUUACACUGA